Messenger RNA from Scophthalmus maximus (turbot), 3006 nucleotides. RefSeq names its product ras homolog family member H (gene rhoh). Gene Ontology annotation, biological process: small GTPase-mediated signal transduction. Gene Ontology annotation, molecular function: GTP binding; GTPase activity. The transcript has 2 exons. The coding region runs from base 805 to 1392 and encodes 195 amino acids. The record is from RefSeq and is a predicted model, not a curated record. Lineage: Eukaryota; Metazoa; Chordata; Actinopteri; Pleuronectiformes; Scophthalmidae.
AGACUCGUUGAGUGAGUCACAGCUCCACUCUCGAACGAGCGGAUGUGUUGAACUUUACCUUCCUGUCGAUCUUCUUUGUCUCUUCCCUCCUCUGCUGUCGACCUCGGCGAUGUUCGGCAGGUGCCAACCUAUUUCGCCUUCGUUGGCCCUAUUAAUAGAGAACCCGCGGCAAAUAUCCGCUGUUGUGUCCUGGUCAGCAGGUUGUUAUAUUUAAUCAUUAAACUUCUCUGGAGUUUGAAGGCUGUUUUUUAUUUGUUCAUUCAAGUGAAGUCGUCAUCGGCGGCAGCCAGCAUCCGCCCGUCGAACACUGACGCUGACACGAAAGAUUUCCCUCUUGAAUUUCGCAGAGGUCAGAUCUGCCCGGACAGAAUGAUGGUGUCUAAGAUCAACAGUGAGGAGGACCAGAGCCGCAGAAAUGGAGCAGCAGUGCCGUGAGCCGACGGGGUCUAAAGAGCCGAGAGGUUAUGUGAAGCGCAUGUGAAGCUCACUGCUGAAAAACUGCACAUUCCUAUUGUGUUUGUGAGACGUCUAAGGACUCUUAGGAAAGAGACAUGGUCGCUCAGUUUAACAAGAUGACUGACCACUGAAAUCUGCAGGAAUGGAAUUAACACAAGGCGGGGCUGCAAAUCACCUGGUACGAAAACUACCACCUCUACCUGGAAGUACAGCACACACACAGUGAUUACUGGUUGUGACUACCCCGUGAACCCUGUUCCUCUCCAGAUCAAUACGUUCCAAAAAAGCUGCCCCUGAGACUUUUUUGCUCCUCCAAACAACCACAUCUAGCGAUUACCGGCAGCAACCAUGAAUGGCCUGAAUGAGAUGUCGGUGAAGUGCGUCGUGGUAGGGGACAGUGCGGUCGGCAAGACAGCGCUGCUGGUGCGCUUCACCUCAGAGACCUUCCCAGACACCUAUAAGCCCACAGUGUUUGAGAACACGGGGGUGGAGGUGUACAUGGACGGGGUUCAGGUCAGCCUGGGGUUGUGGGACACUGCAGGUAACGACAACUUCCGACAAAUCCGACCGAGAUCGUAUCAGCAGGCCGACAUUGUCCUCAUCUGCUACUCUGUGGCCAACGCCAACUCGCUGGCCAACGUCCAGCACAAGUGGAUCGCUGAGAUCCGAGAGAACCUGCCCAAGGUGCCGGUGCUGGUUGUGGCCACGCAGACGGACCUGCGGGAGCCGGGGGCGCUUCGGGGCAGCUGCAUCUCAGCAGCGGAGGGGAGGCGCGUGGCUCAAGAGGUCAACGCUAAAGGCUACCUGGAGUGCUCCUCCCUGAGCAACCGAGGCGUGCAGCAGGUGUUUGAGUACGCGGUGCGGACGGCUGUGAACCAGGUCAGGAAGCAGGCGAGGAGGCGCAUGUUCAGUGUAAACCAGUGCAAAGUCUUUUGACCUUUGACCUUUACUUGAUGUCUCGUCUUGAACUGUCAUGACACAACUUGUCCGACAAUGUGUGUAGGUGGGCGGUUCAAUCUCAGCGAGGCCUUGUGCAGGUAUGAAAACACAAAGUUGUAUUUGUUUUUUAUAUGUCAGGUUCUUUCUCACUAUCCCACCAUCGGCACCAAGACUCCCCUCAACUUAAAACCAUAUUUAAGACUGAGAAUACACUGAUGUAAUCAUACACCGAACCAACCCUCAUACAAAUGUACAGAUGAAAGUUGUACUUACAGAAAUGAGUUGAUUCUACUCAUCUGUGUUUAAGGGAACAAUCAACAAUACAUUAGAUGGCGGUGUUUCACAUGGGGGCAUCGGAAGAUCUUUGAUAAAGUAAAGCCUUUAAAGCUUUAGUGGUGAUGUGCAUCAGCAAUCUGCAUCAGCAGCGCUGAGCGUACCCCGAGUAAGUGUCUUUACUACCACAGAUAAAAUGAUUUGUUGCAAUUCAACAGCAAUGAUUUCAACCAAUAAGAUUAAGAUAACGUGUGUGUCAGCUCAGUGUGUAGGGCUCAACAUUCAGCAUUAUACUUUCUAUAUGUUCUUCUUGGAUCAGACAUGACCAGGAAAUGAACUGUCAAUGGUCAAAGAGCAGACAAACAUGCCACCACGUUGAUAUUUUUGUUCAGACAUUACUUACACUGAAAUGAAAUGAUACUGAUUCAGUACAUGACUGUCAGCAAUACAUACCAGCCAUUUUAAAAGACUCAAACCCUUCAAAUUAUUUGUAUUGAAUCGUAGAAAAAAUGUUUUCUAGAUAUUUAUUUUGAAAUGUAAUCAAUACUCCUAAGAGGAACCAAAAAUGAAAAAACAUUAAACAUUAUCAUCUAAGAUUUUGAGACGUCACAUUGGAAAACAGUGGAUUUUUUUGUGCAUUGUAUUUUUAUUUUUAUUUGAAUCUCCUUUUUAAUAUGACAAGAACGAUAUUAUAACAUUACCUGCUACCUGUGCCAACUGUCACUGUUGUCAUCGGUUACUGGAACAACUAAUUUUAUCAUGUGAAUUAAAACUAGGGAUUUAACAGAUUUUGCUGUUCGUGAACGACUGAAUAUAAAAAUGAGAAGAAACUCAUAAAUGUAGAAUAUCAUCUAGUAAUCUACACGUUUUUUUUUUUAAAUGUAUUAAUUUUUCUCCUUAAUGGCUGUGUAAUCUCCCCUUGGUAUCAAUUGUUUCCCUCUAAUUUAUACACUUUUUAUGUAAACACAUGGCCUACUUUUUUCACAUACAUGUAAUGUAAUAUGCAGUAUACAGUAUGGGAUAUUCCGUUACCAUUUGGCAAACCUGUAGUAUAGUAUACACAUCUAUCUUUACAUACAAAUAAUUUAAAUUGUACAUAUGAUUGUCAUAGAUGUUUGUAGGUGUGUAGGCAACACGACAAAGUGUCACAUCACAGACUUUGAACGGAUUGUUCCCGGCUAUUUUUUUUAAUGAUUGUUUGGUGAAAUAAUUUUUCUGCAUAAUAUCAACAAAUAAUGCUUUCAGACACAUUACUGUAUUCAUUGAUGCUUGAUUCAGAGAGGUGAGCAGCAAAGUGUCAACCAUGGAAAGAAUAAAACGGUUGUAUAUGUAAAAGGA